GCUUUAUUUUAAAAUUGUGCCACUGGUAGCUUUCCCUCGAAUUGCUCUCUUUGAUGCUGCAAUCCCUUUCAUUUCUUCAGCCCCCCACAUCGAAACCAACUUAGGUUUAUGAGCCAGAGAUCUGCCCUUUGAAUAUGGAGAGCUCGGACAAGGUGGUUGCUGUGAUUAUGGUGGGCGGACCCACCAAAGGGACAAGAUUCCGGCCUCUUUCAUUUAAUGUUCCUAAACCCCUUUUCCCUCUAGCUGGGCAGCCAAUGGUUCAUCAUCCCAUCUCUGCUUGUAAAAGGAUACCUAAUCUAGCUCAAAUAUAUCUGAUAGGAUUCUAUGAGGAGCGAGAAUUUGCACUGUAUGUUUCUUCGAUUUCAAGUGAGAUGAAAUUGCCAGUAAGAUAUUUGAAGGAAGAAAAACCACAUGGUUCAGCUGGCGGCUUUUACUGCUUCAGAGAUAUUAUCAUGGAAGACAACCCAUCACAUAUCUUUCUUCUCAAUUGUGAUGUUUGCUGUAGUUUCCCUUUACCAGCCAUGCUUGAAGCCCAUAAAAGUUAUGGUGGAAUGGGGACAAUGUUAGUAAUCAAGGUUUCUCCUGAAUCGGCUAGCCAGUUUGGUGAGUUGGUGGCUGAUCCGGUCACUAAUGAAUUGCUGCAUUAUACGGAGAAACCUGAGACUUUUGUUAGUGAUUUGAUAAAUUGUGGCGUUUAUGUAUUCACCCCUGAUAUAUUUCAUGCCAUACAAAAUGUAUCCAGUAAUCGUGAAGACAGAGCUAAUUUACGUCGAGUCUCCAGCUUUGAAGCACUCCAAUUUCCCACCAGGGCUCUUCCUACAGAUUUUGUAAGACUGGAUCAAGAUAUUUUGUCGCCUCUGGCUGGAAAGAAACAAUUGUAUACAUAUCAGACAAUGGAUUUUUGGGAGCAAAUUAAAACUCCAGGAAUGUCUCUAAAAUGCUCAGAGUUGUAUCUCACUCAAUUCCGGUUUACUUCACCCCAUCUUUUGGCCAGUGGAGAUGGUAAAAGAAAUGUUACGAUUGUUGGUGAUGUAUAUAUUCAUCCAUCUGCAAAAGUACAUCCAACUGCCAAGAUUGGUCCCAAUGUUUCUGUUUCAGCAAAUGUUCGUGUUGGGGCUGGUGUCAGGCUGAUAAGUUGUAUUAUUUUGGAUGACGUUGAAAUCAAGGAAAAUGGUGUAGUUAUAAAUUCUAUCAUUGGAUGGAAAUCGUCAAUUGGCAGAUGGUCACGAGUGCAGGCUGUGGGAGACUACAAUGCCAAGCUUGGAAUCACCAUCCUCGGAGAAGCUGUGACGGUUGAAGAUGAGGUUGUUGUGAUCAAUAGCAUUGUUCUUCCCAACAAGACCCUGAAUGUCAGUGUACGAGAGGAAAUCAUCUUAUGAUAUUUGGAAGAGAAAGUUUUACUUGGAACUCAGAAAGAAAAGAGGUUUCACCAGGCUUUUCACUUUUCCUUUUUUAUUUAUAAUUUUUCGUUUAUUUUAUUUUCUUUCUCUUGUAAUAACAAUACUGAAAUGAAGCAAAUAUUUUAUUAACAAUAUUCAUUUUUUUAAUAAAUGAGUGAUAUAUUGAAGUUCA
Messenger RNA from Prosopis cineraria, 1572 nucleotides. RefSeq lists its product as uncharacterized. Gene Ontology annotation, cellular component: cytoplasm. The coding region runs from base 135 to 1379 and encodes 414 amino acids. Gene Ontology annotation, biological process: biosynthetic process. NCBI's taxonomy places the organism in Eukaryota, Viridiplantae, Streptophyta, Magnoliopsida, Fabales, Fabaceae. The transcript has 15 exons. The record is from RefSeq and is a predicted model, not a curated record.